CACGCGCUCCUUUAAGGCAGCGAGCCCGCCCAGAGCAUUUUAUUUCGCCCCCUCCGACGGCGCCGAGGUAGCGGCUUCACCUUUAAGGCAGCGCGGGGAUUGCUGGGAAGGCCGGCGGGAUGGAGACAGCAGGACCAGCUCCCAGCUGCGGUUCUGGGUGAAGCGGUGCGGGAGCCAGAGCUGGAGCCUUGCCUGAUCCAGAAGCGCAGGCCCGGGGGCCGCCUGCCCGCCCCUCAUCUUCACAGGUGGCACGACUAUGGCUACGAUGGUGCUUCCACGGGAGGAGAAACUGACCCAGGAUGAGAUCGUGUUGGGCACCAAAGCUGUCAUCCAGGGACUAGAGACCCUGCGCGGGGAGCAUCGUGCCCUUCUCGCUCCCCUGACCUCGCAUGAGGCCGGCGAGGCCGAACCUGGUUCUCAGGAGCGCUGUCUUCUCCUGCGACGCUCCCUGGAGGCCAUUGAGCUGGGGCUAGGGGAGGCCCAGGUGAUCCUGGCACUGUCAAGCCAUCUGGGUGCUGUGGAGUCAGAGAAGCAGAAGCUUCGGGCUCAGGUGCGGCGCCUGGUGCAGGAGAACCAGUGGCUGCGUGAGGAGCUGGCAGGGACACAGCAGAAGCUGCAGCACAGUGAGCAGGCAGUGGCCCAGCUGGAAGAAGAGAAGCAGCACCUGCUGUUUAUGAGCCAGAUCCGCAAGCUGGAUGACGAUACCUCCCCUAAUGAAGAGAAGGGAGAUGUCUCCAAAGACUCCCUAGAUGACUUGUUCCCCAAUGAAGAUGAGCAGAGCCCAGCCCCCAGUCCUGGAGGAGGGGAUGUGGCUGCCCAGCAUGGGGGCUAUGAAAUCCCAGCGCGACUUCGCACUCUGCACAAUCUGGUGAUCCAGUAUGCCUCUCAGGGCCGCUAUGAGGUAGCUGUGCCACUCUGCAAGCAGGCACUGGAGGAUUUGGAGAAGACAUCAGGCCAUGACCACCCUGAUGUGGCCACCAUGCUGAACAUCCUGGCACUGGUCUAUCGGGACCAGAACAAGUACAAGGAGGCUGCCCACCUGCUCAACGAUGCCCUGGCCAUCCGGGAGAAGACACUGGGCAAGGACCACCCAGCAGUAGCAGCAACACUAAAUAAUCUGGCAGUUCUGUAUGGCAAGCGGGGCAAGUACAAGGAGGCUGAACCACUGUGCAAGCGGGCACUGGAGAUCCGGGAGAAGGUCCUGGGCAAGUUUCACCCAGAUGUGGCCAAGCAGCUCAGCAAUCUGGCCUUGCUGUGCCAGAACCAGGGCAAAGCAGAGGAGGUAGAAUACUACUAUCGGCGGGCACUGGAGAUCUACGCCACACGCCUCGGCCCUGACGACCCCAAUGUGGCCAAGACCAAGAAUAACCUGGCUUCCUGCUACCUGAAACAGGGCAAGUACCAGGAUGCAGAGAUCCUGUACAAGGAGAUCCUCACCCGAGCUCAUGAGAAGGAGUUUGGUUCUGUCAAUGGAGACAACAAGCCCAUCUGGAUGCAUGCAGAGGAACGGGAGGAGAGCAAGGAUAAGCGCCGGGACAGCGCCCCCUAUGGGGAAUAUGGCAGCUGGUACAAGGCUUGUAAGGUUGACAGCCCCACAGUCAACACUACCCUGCGUAGCCUGGGCGCCUUGUACCGGCGCCAGGGCAAGCUAGAAGCUGCACACACACUGGAGGACUGUGCCAGCCGCAACCGAAAGCAGGGCCUGGACCCUGCAAGCCAGACCAAGGUGGUAGAGCUGCUGAAAGAUGGCAGUGGUGGGAGGGGAGGCUGUCGUGCCACCCGAGACUCAACUGGAGGUGCUGGGCCUCGGUCUGAGUCUGACCUAGAGGAGGCAGGACCUGCAGCUGAGUGGAGUGGGGCCUGUCACCCAAAGGAUGGCAGUGGCUCCUUGCGGCGUAGUGGCUCCUUUGGGAAACUCAGGGAUGCCCUGAGGCGCAGCAGUGAGAUGCUGGUGAAGAAGCUGCAGGGGGGCAGCCCGCAGGAACCACCUAACCCCAGAAUGAAGCGGGCCAGUUCCCUCAACUUCCUCAACAAAAGUGUGGAAGAGCCAAUCCAGCCUGGAGGCACAGGUCUUUCUGACAGCCGCACCCUCAGCUCCAGCUCCAUGGACCUCUCCAGACGAAGCUCCCUUGUGGGCUAAUCCUGAAGAGGGAGCCAGUCUCCAGAGCCUCCAUUCAGUACAUCUUAUCCCCCCAGCCCUGCGCAUGGGCCUGCUGCUUGUCCUGCCUGUCUCUCCCAAGGUCCCCUGUCUUUUCUGUUCAAUCUCAGGGUAACCUCCUCCCAUUUCAUCUCAGCCUGAGUCCUGGAGGCUGGGCCUGCCGGCUCCAGCUCUACCCUGUAUUUAUUCCUUCUAGCCGGGCCUCUCUUCCCUAGGUUCCAGCCAGCAGGAGGGGCUGGCUGGGGUCUCCAAGGGGAGGUGGCCGCCCACCCUUUCCAGACUCCGGAGUCAAGAACGCUAAGCACCUGAUGCCCUGCCACUACCCCUACCCUUACUUCCACUUGGCCGUUGCUUCUGUAUAUAAAGAAAUAAGUUAUUGGCCUCUCUCCUCUCCUUAGUCCAAGGUACUCUUGGGCCCCGCCCUUCUCCAGAGGUACCACCCAGGCCUUAAUCACCCCCAUUCCGCUCGGUGGUAUCACCCAGGCUCCUAGUUCUCAGGAGCAGCACCUACCAAAAUGGUUCCUUGAACCGUUUUUGCGCUCCUGGCCUUCAAGGGAUGUUCUGUAACCCGCCUUGCCCUUUUUCUGGGGACUGCAGGCCCUGGGGUCGCUAUCUCACCCAGAGCUGGGCACAGCCCAGCAUCCCGGCCUUAUGCACUGCCCCUCCCAGGCACAGCCUGACCCCGCCCCGGGCACUGACCCUUGAGCCAUCCUGCCACGCCACCUCCCACUCCCGCGGCUUCUCGCGGGGGCUAGUCAUGCUCCCCUACCCCGUGGCAGGAGGGACCACCCCACGUGGUGGUGGUGGUGGGGUUCGAAGCGGUUGCUCUUUAUUUUCAGAUGUUGCUGUAGAAAUAAAGAUGG
This is a messenger RNA of Fukomys damarensis (Damara mole-rat), 3021 nucleotides long. It is a transcript of the gene Klc2, whose product is annotated as kinesin light chain 2. Lineage: Eukaryota; Metazoa; Chordata; Mammalia; Rodentia; Bathyergidae. Gene Ontology annotation, biological process: microtubule-based movement. Gene Ontology annotation, cellular component: kinesin complex; membrane-bounded organelle; cytoplasm. The transcript is spliced from 16 exons. Bases 257 to 2140 code for a protein of 627 amino acids. Gene Ontology annotation, molecular function: kinesin binding. The record is from RefSeq and is a predicted model, not a curated record.